Angiostrongylus costaricensis is the source of this 1623-nucleotide messenger RNA. NCBI's taxonomy places the organism in Eukaryota, Metazoa, Nematoda, Chromadorea, Rhabditida, Metastrongylidae. The record is from the annotation of a GenBank genome assembly.
AUGGUGCUACCGCUUUGUCGGUGCCGGGUGCUGUACAUAGGUUCUUCUGUACCAACAAUCACCAAGGACGGUCUACAAGGUAUACAACAGCCGCUUCGUGAACGUUAUCCAGUUGAGGACACCCCGGAAACUCGCGGUAUUGACUCAUGUGUUGCGUUCGUGAUCGUGAUCAAUGUUAUCGGUAUGGUCGAACGGCAUUCUACUGGAAUAUAUCGAAGGGGACAAAAAAAGCGAGACGGCUUUUUUUCCCAUAAAUACAUUGCACUAUUGCGCCCAACACCAAUGGUGAUUUCAGGUGGUGGUGAGCGAUUUUUGCCGCUUGAUUCACCAUUCGCCAACAUUCCCGACUCACCACAUCCACCGAUAUUCGCCGCCAUCAUGAGACGAACCACAGGAAUAAAGGUGCUGGAAUGUCACGGUUUCAUUUGUACGAACAAUAAAGCAGCGAACGCUCUUGUUCGUUGCUGUUUCCACGCUUAUGCAGAUUCGAUUUAUCUAAAAAUGGAUGAAAAAAUGCCUGGAUUGAAGGCCAUUAAGGAAGGAUCAACUGGUGAACGAUCGCCAACUAGUCCACAAAGUGAAGCUAAUCAUUCGGAUAGUGGAGAAGAUCAUAUCGAUCGUGCUCCGAAGGGAUGGGAACGACGUCAACAAGAUGGCGAAUACGACAGUGUGAGCAUCAGCAGCAGUUUAGUUCGUGGUGGAAAACGAGCAGCCAGCGAGACAGGAGUAAUUCGCUCAGCUCUCGUUCCUUUCUCGGAGCAACCUCGACGUGCAGGUUCUGAAGCCGACUUAUCCUAUUCCGAUAAUCAUCCUCGAGGACACUUUUUUGGAAUGAUGCCACCUCCACAUCUUGGUCCGUAUAUGCGUGCUUCAUUUAUGCCAAUGCCACCGCCACAUCCAAUGAUGCCAUAUCCACCUCCUCCACACCCACACUUUUUUCGGGGACCAUAUCCUCCACCUCCGCCUCCACCUCAAAUGAUGCCACCACCGAUGAGGUUACCACCAGGAGUUAGAAUGCCACCACCACCUCCGCACAUGUUUCCACACAUGAUGCCACCGCCAAUGUUUGCCCCUAGAGGCUUUUUCAUGCCUCCGCCACCACCUCAUUUCAUGGGAUCACCUUUCCGUCCGUCAAGUCCCGGCGAAGGACCAAUUGUCACCAGUCCGGAGUCCAUCUAUGGCACGAUUCCUAGACGAGCGGCUUACGAAGAACCGGUCUACAUGCCAGGAUCCCAUAUGGGACCCCCGGAAGCUUCGUAUCAACCAGCAAAUUACACAAGCGAUCACUAUGAGUCUUAUUACGACACCUGCAGAAGGAAGACAAAGAAGGAUGGAAGCAGUUUAAAUUCCGCACGACAAGAGAAUUCAUCAGUAUGGGAGCAGUACGAGGCUGGAAUCUACAGGAAGCCCCAUAUGAAUGAAAAAGCGUUCGGGGGAACAUUAAAGGCAAGUGCGGCAAAGGAGACGAAUAACACGACACUCAACAGAAACGGUAGUCCAGAAAUUGUGACCCAAACAGUGGAGGCAAAUGUUUCUCGACCGGACACACCGCCAGUAGACUAUGAUGCGUGCGAUAAUUUGAAGAUAAAACACGAAGGAAACGGACGAACGACAGUCUAUUAA